Molecule: messenger RNA, 396 nt
Organism: Lactuca sativa (garden lettuce)
Lineage: Eukaryota; Viridiplantae; Streptophyta; Magnoliopsida; Asterales; Asteraceae
Source: RefSeq, a predicted model, not a curated record
AUGGUGUGGUAUGCAACUCUUACGAAGCACUUGCUCGAGCAUGGCUAUUCACGGGGGACAAUCGAUCAAACCCUGUUCAUUAAGCAUGUUGGUGCCAAUCAGAUUCUAGUUCAAAUCUACGUCGAUGACAUCAAUUUCUGGUCAAUGUGUCCACAGCUGUGCAAGGAUAUUAAAAGCAUGAUGAAGAAGACGUUCAAGAUGAGGUCCCUUGGGGAGAUGACCAUGUUUUUGGGGCUUCAGGUCAAACAAGACUCAACCGGAAUCCUAUUACUUCAAGCCAAGUAUGUUGAUGAUAUGCUAGAGAAGUUCGGGUUUCGAGACGCAAAACCUGCCUUGACGCCGAUGGUCGAGCAACCCCUGUUGACUCCAUAUACUGAAGGCGAAUUCGUAGAUUAG